AUGGAGAGAAGAUAUAAAGAUAGAUAUAUUCGAGAGAUUAUAAAUAAACCUAGAAUCAUCUCAUUCACUGCUAUUAAAGGAUGUGAAGAUAGCAAGUGUAAUCAAACAAAUAAAGAACAACAUGAUAGAGUCAUUAAAAGUGUAUUAUGUAAUUUGGUAUUGUUUAGAAAGAUUAUAUUGGCAACAAAGAAAAAGAAAGAUGUAGUGUAUUACAAGUUUAAUCAACUACCAGAAAAGAUAGGUUGGUAUCUUCGUUGUGGUUAUAUUAAUCUAUUAAAAGAAAGAAUUGAAAGAGAAGAAAAAGAAUUGUUACAAUUCAAUAAACAACAACAACAACAACAACAACAACAAAAACAACAAAUAACAAUCACCGACGAUAAUUCAUCCUCUUCUUCUACAACUUUUUCUUCUUUAAAUUUAUUUACGAUUAAAAAAGAUUAUUUAUUUGAACAUCAUUUAAAAUGGAAUUUUAAAACAACUGAAGAUAUAUGUUCAUUUAAUGGUCAAGAUGAACAACACUUGGAGUUAUUUAAAUAUCUGUUUGAAAAGAAACCUGAAUGGUUUCUUAAUCCUGAUUGUCUCAAGAUGGCAGCAAGUAAAGGGAAUUUGGAGAUAUUUAAAAUAUUGUUUACAGCUGCAAUUAAAGGAAUACAUCCAGAUAUGGCAUUGCAUCUAUUGGAAAUGAAUCAUUAUCAAUUCAAUGUGACCAAACCAAUCUUUUUGGGAGAUGGUCUCUCUAAACUCAACCAAUCAGAUUUAAUCAAAUUCGCGAGACUGUUUGUCGAUAUUGUCAACGAGAAUGAUGGAAUCUCAAUGAACAAUAUUUUUAUCUUUAACUCUUAUUUCGACACUCUACUCUGGCCAACUGUGGAUAUGGACACUAUCAUUUAUGCAGAUGGUCACUUUAAAUGUGACCUUUCUGCAUUUGAAUUUGUCAUUGGACCAUUACUCAGUACUGGUGGUGCACCCAAAGACAUGGAUCUCGAUCAACACAUUUACUUUAUCAAACAAGUCUUGCUACGGUACAUUGAACCAGAUGAAUAUCAUCAAUUGGUUGAUACUGCAAACAUAUUUGAAAAAAGAUCAAGAUCAAUUGAUAAAGAACUAGACGAUUAUUAUCAUUACUCUGACAAUAUGGAGAUCUCGAGUAUGUACGGUCGCGAUCCUUCUGAUUAUGACGAUUAUGACGAUGAUGAUAACCAAGAACAAGAGGAUCAACUCAAUGACGAUGAUGAUGAAAAUGUCUACGAAUUCGAUCGAUUUGUUCAAUUAUCAACCAAACAAUCUCGAUGGUAUAUGUUUUUGUUUAGUAUGUUUGUACCAAACGAGGAUCGUGAUUGGAAACCAUAUCAUAUUUUCAAAGUACGUGUAAAGGGGGAAGAAAAGGCAGAGUUUAUCAAAAUGGUGUGCGAAAAGUUUGGAUGGCAAUUUAUUAUGAAUUAUGGUACAUUGGAGUAUGUUCGAUUGGCACAUUUAUUGGGUUUGGUCGACCCAAAUCAACCAUUUUAUCCAAAACAUAAAGAUAUCAAUCAAACUUUGGCAAUCAUGAAAUAUCUACACGACAAUGGAAUCAACCCAUUUACAAGUAACUUUGUUAAAAGUUGCGGCAAGGGUGAUGACAAGGCGAUCGUCUUUUUACAUCUAAAUUACCCUUAUCUUAUCAAUCAACAAGACACUAUUAAAUAUAUCACGGAAUAUGGUCACUAUCAUCUUACUAGUGUACUAGUUGUGCCUGAAGUAAUUCAAAAUGAAGAUCCAAUGGCCUCGCAACUACCUUGUGAAAUCAAGGAUAGCAGUAGUGGUGGUGGUGGUAUCAAUUCAACGUCUCUUGGUGUAUUGAUUAAAUUGAUUGGAUUUUCUCUUUACUACUAUUACGAUGAUCGUGUUGGUCAAGAGAGUUUUCAACUCUUACAACAGUAUUACAAUGAUAGCGAUAUUAAAAGAGUGUCUGUUGAAUCAACCUAUCAACAACAAUUAGAGAUUUCAACUCGAAACAAUCAAAUUGAAAUUGUCGACUGGCUACUCUUUAAACAAACAAAAUUCAAACCAACCUCUUCAACACUUACCAACAUUCUCUCUGAAUCAUACAAUCGACAAUCAUGCAAUCACCAAUUCAAAGCACUUUACCAAUUAAUCAAACAGUAUUAUCGAGAUCACAAUGACCCAGGAAAACUAUUAGAAUUCAAUUGGUCAACUUGGCGAGCAAUAGCAUCAAGAGGUGACACUAAAACAUUUGAUAGAUUCAUGACAAAACACAAACCUUUGGAAGACUUUAAAAGUUUAAUCGAUGAAGCCAUCACUUCAAAUCAACUAGCAUUUAUUCAACACUUAUACACCCAAUACGGGUUUAAACCCAAUGCCAACUUUCUCACAACACUCAUCCGCGACCGACCAAUGAUAAUGAAAUACUUUUUAGAUUUGGCUCACCAAAACAAUGAUCAAGAUGGUACACCUAAAAUAUGGAUUGAAAGAUGUUUUUUAUUUAAUAACUUGUCUUGUUUCAAAAUGUUAUUGGAUCUCGAUUAUUUGGGGUCGUCAACCCUUCAAUCGAUCCUUGUUGACCGUUAUAAACCAGUCACCUCUGGAUCCAGAAGUUCAAUUGGAUAUCUCAAUCUAUCACUGAUCACCUAUCUAGCUCAUCAUGGAUAUAUUGCAAUCGACGAUAACCUAUCAAAUUAUAUUCCAUUUGCAAAUGAACUAUUAUUGGGAAAAGAAGAGUGA
Messenger RNA from Cavenderia fasciculata, 2721 nucleotides. RefSeq lists its product as uncharacterized. The coding region runs from base 1 to 2721 and encodes 906 amino acids. The transcript has 4 exons. The record is from RefSeq and is a predicted model, not a curated record. Lineage: Eukaryota; Evosea; Eumycetozoa; Acytosteliales; Cavenderiaceae.